This is a messenger RNA of Daktulosphaira vitifoliae (grape phylloxera), 2272 nucleotides long. Its product is annotated as E3 ubiquitin-protein ligase RFWD3-like. Gene Ontology annotation, cellular component: nucleus. NCBI's taxonomy places the organism in Eukaryota, Metazoa, Arthropoda, Insecta, Hemiptera, Phylloxeridae. The coding region runs from base 269 to 2092 and encodes 607 amino acids. The record is from RefSeq and is a predicted model, not a curated record. Gene Ontology annotation, biological process: protein ubiquitination; interstrand cross-link repair. Gene Ontology annotation, molecular function: ubiquitin protein ligase activity; protein binding. The transcript is spliced from 10 exons.
AUUAACGAUGACAAUUUGAGUAAUUUUUAUCAAAUAUCCAUAUAAAUUAAAACUAAGUUUUUAAGAAAAAUUAUUUUUUACUGAAUAAAUCUGAACUAUCAAAAGAUUUUUUAGCAUCUAUGUAUUUUAGUAAAAUGUCAUUUUUCUUAUUAAUUGUUGCUUUAAAUAAAUUAUUUUAUACGUAUUAUUUAUUAUAGUAUGUCAUUAAAAUGUUCUAUAUGUUUUUAAGACACUUAAUGAGUGCGAAAUAAAUUUUAUUAAGACUAAAAUGAACGAAUACUACGGUGAUACUGAUCCUGAAUUGAGUUAUGAUUCCGAUUAUGAUCCUAUGGAAGUUGAUUCUGAUGUACUGAAUGAUGAAGAAGUGUAUAUGAAUUCUGAAUCUGAAGGUGAUGAAAGUGACAUUUAUUCAGGAAAUACCAAUGAUAGUACAUCAAGGGAUUCUAAUAUACAUUCUUUGCCUGUAGAUUUAGAUAAUAGUUCAAAUUCGUCUGAUUCUCAAGUAUCUUCCAAUGGAUCAUCAUCUGUAGAACAAAAUGUAGAUUCCCUUCCUACGGAACAAAUUACAAAUCCUAGUGUCAUAGUUCCUAUGACAAUAUCUUCAUCAAAAAAUGUUGAAAACAGUGAAGAGAAUGCUGAUAAUGUUUCAAGUAAUUUUAACAUGGGAGAAGAAGAUGCAUUUUCUUGUCCUAUAUGUUUAGAAGGAUUAACUAAUACAGGAGGUCAUAAACCUGCCUGUUUAAAAUGUGGACAUAUUUUUGGAGAAAAUUGCUUGCAACGAUGGAUAAAAACAGGUUGCAACAAUGAUGCUAGAAGAUGUCCAACUUGUAAUACAAAAGCCUCUCUUAAAGACAUCAGAAUUCUAUAUGCUAAGAAGCUUGUAGCUAUUGAUACAUCUGAAUUAACUGCUCUUGAAAUUAAACUCGAAAAAGAAAUUCGUGAAAAAAAUUUAAUGAAACAAGAAGUUGAGAAAUGGAAGAUUAGGAGUGAAAGUUUGAGUAAUGAUUUGCAAAAACUUAGAGAAACUGUUGAAAAGUCUGGUCAUUCUGGUCAAGGAUAUUCAUCUAGUGGAGUAACAUCUAUAAGACAAUGCCUUAAGAAAAUUAUCAUGUGUAAAGAUGCUGGAGGUUGUAGGGUCUUAGCAUUUGAUAAAAAAAGCAUGUUAUUGGCAGUUACUCAACAAUGUGAAACACCUUUGUUUAAUAAUGCUCAUGGAAUUAGAAAAGUUAAUGCAUCCAUAUUUGAGCUAUCUAAAGAAUGUGUUUAUGCCCAUAAAAAAACUAUACGCGAUAUGGCAUUUCAUCCUGUUGAUAACAAUUUAAUAGCAUCUGCCAGUUUAGAUAAAUGUGUAAAGUUGACUGAUUUCAAUUCCAAUGGAGUUAUUGCAUCCGUUGAAACACCAGAGCCAUUAUGGUCAUGCUGUUGGGCUGGAGAUAAUAGUAAUAUAUUAGUAGCAGGUAGCCAAAUGGGUUCUUUAUUCUACAUAGAUCGUAGGUUUAUGAAAUUAGUAGAAUCUGACAUCAAAAGAGCACCAGCAUGUGUUUCAUUAGUUCCAUUACCACCUUCAAACAACAGAAAAUUUAUUUGUGGUGGAUUUCUUAGAUCUAGGAUGGAUCUGUUAUCUAUAUUUGAACAAGAUACAAAUGCUAUUAUUUAUAAAGAAACUGCUUUAUCUUUAAAAGGUCUAUGGAGUAGUACUACUUAUGAUGAUACAUCUAAUCUACUUUUGACUUCUGCUAAACCAUGUGGAGCUAAUAAAUCAGUAAGACAUAUUGUUUCAAAAAUAGCCAGUUUUGAUGAACAGAUGGAAAUUCAACCAGUUGUUACAUUUUAUGGUGGUGACAAAGCUACUCAAAUAUCCCGAUCAUGUAUAAUACCUCAAAGCCGAUCAGAUGAAGAUACACUAGUGUGUGCUUAUGACGAAAAAUCAAAUCAUAUAAAAUUAUAUAGUGUCAAUUCAGGAAAAAACAUUCAUAAUUUUCAAGUUCGAGACACAUUUUUAGACUUAUGCCACUUAAGUGGAGUAGUCAUUAAUGAAAGACGAAUUUUAGCAGCAUUAUCUGAAAAAUCAUUGAGUAUUUUUUCAGUAUAAAGUUUAUUUUAAAUUAUAUUUGUAGUUAAAUACUAAUUUUUAAAUACAUUUUAUUCCAUAAUUAUAUAAGUUAAAUAAUAAUAUUUCUCCCUUGUAAAUAUUUUGUGUUCACUGUAUUAUACAUGUUAAUAAGUUAAGUGAUGCCAAUCUGACAAUAUAUUUUUAAAAUUUGUUGAUGUA